Tachysurus vachellii is the source of this 1478-nucleotide messenger RNA. Its product is annotated as putative leucine-rich repeat-containing protein DDB_G0290503. The coding region runs from base 126 to 1457 and encodes 443 amino acids. The record is from RefSeq and is a predicted model, not a curated record. The transcript is spliced from 15 exons. Gene Ontology annotation, cellular component: central element. Gene Ontology annotation, biological process: oogenesis; meiotic DNA double-strand break processing involved in reciprocal meiotic recombination; spermatogenesis. Lineage: Eukaryota; Metazoa; Chordata; Actinopteri; Siluriformes; Bagridae.
UAUACUAUAACUUUUAACUAUACAUUAAAUUAAUCUAUACACCUGUUAUAUGUGCGCGAGGCUGAAGUUGUGCUUUCAGGAUUAGCCUGUUAGCUUCCGGUGUGAAAUUGUGGAUUUAAAACAUAAUGGACGAUCAGUCCGGUUUUGUAAAUUUGGACAAUCUUUUGCUACAUUUAGCUUUAGAGACUCGAGAAUUAGCCCAGAAGAAAAGUGGACUUACACAACAAAUUCAAAUUUGUAAAGCAGACAUACAAGAAAAGAAGAAAUGUAUUGAAGAAACUCAGAAGACUAUAAAGAAACUAGAGGAGGACAUUCAGCAAAAACAAAACACAUUCAAAUGCUACAAAGAAAAUGUUAAAAGUCUUUGUGGAACAAGAGAUGUUCUGCUUCAAUACGAGAAGAUGCUGGAAGCUGAGCUUGAAAGAAGGCAGGAAAGCUAUAAUCAAGACAUGAAGAUGUUUCAGGAAAGAAUGGAAAACUACUGGAAAAUAUAUCAGCAGCAUAAAGAGGAGUAUUUGCAGAAUCCUCUAGCCACAAAGCUCCUAAAGAUUCAGGCUGAAAAUGAGGAAAUUGAAAGAAGAAUCCGAGCCAAAGAUGAAGAAAUAAUAGCAAAAGAGAAUGAGUUGAAAGCUCUGCAAGAGGACAAUGUCACAUGUGACAGUGUUCAGAAACAUGUUGAACAACAAGCACCGCCGUCUGAGAGUGACACCCAGCUCGAAGGUGUUCUAGUAUCUCCUCAAGAUCCUCAAGCACAGGGUCCCAAAACCGAGCAAAAGGAUGUUCAAAUUGAGAUGGAUGAGAUAGCUUUGGAGAACAAUCAGGCCCAAGCAGAUGGUGGUGAUGAGUCAAAUUCAUCUGAAGUGGGUGUAAUUGGUAGCACCAUAUGGGCAGUCUCAGAAAUAAGAGGUGAAGGAGCGGACCAGAACGAAAAAGAACACACAGAUGAAGUGGACAUGAAUCUGAACACCUCCUGUGUGUCAGACACACUGGAGGACAUGAUGCAGGCUGAGGAGCAGCAGGAAAGUGCAGAAGCUACUGUGGAGGAGGGCGGUAACAAGGGACCAGUAUGUCCGCCAUCAUCCCCCAUCCACAUGAGAGCGCUGGAUACGCCAACAUUCGGUCUAAACAGUCCCAAUACAUCUCAGGGUCACCAGAAUGGUGGAGAAACACCAACAUUCCUUUUCUCCAUGAACUCUGGACCAAACACUCCUACAUUCACUGGCUUUGACCUUGACGUGGGGCCGAGCCAACACGAGGAGUCACCUUUCACAUUCUCCAGCUCUUAUUUCAACAAGAAAACACCUGAAACAAAGCUUCCAGGAUUUCUGUUUGAUGACUCAGAGAGUCAUACAGAGGAAGAAUUUGCUUUUUCUUUCAGCUCUAAGAGCCCUCAUCCCAAAGAGUCAGUAGGGACUGGAGACACUUUCCCUUUCUCCUUUAGCUUUGAAAAUCUUUAACCUUUAUUUAUUUAUGUAUUU